UCCUCCCCGCCCCGGGAUCCCGAGAGGUCCAGCACCCACAUGAUCUCGGCGGACGAUGCCGAAUACCCGCGGGAAUACCGGACCUUGGGCAACGGCACCCGGCGCUUCUCCAACGUGGGGCUGGUGCACACCUCGGAGAGGAGGCACACGGUGAUCGCUGCCCAGAGCCUGGAGGCUCUCACCGGCCUCCAGAAGUCGGAGAUGGAACGCAAGAGGGAUGCUUUCAUGGAUCACCUGAAGAACAAGUACCCGCAGCACGCCCUGGCGCUCCGGGGGCAGCAGGAACGCAUGCGGGACCAGCCCAACUACUGGAGCUUUAAGACCAGGAGCUCCCGACAUUCCCAGGGCUCCCAGCCUGGCUUGGCUGACCAAGCCAAACUCUCCUUUGUCGCUGAAUCCCUGGAAACCAUGUCAGAGGCGGAGCUGCCCCUGGGCUUCAGCAGGAUGAAUCGGUUCCGGCAGAGCCUCCCCUGUCCGUUCCACAGCCAGACCAAGCUGCGCUCACCAGGGGUCCUUUUCCUGCAGUUUGGGGACGAGACGAGGCGGGUCCACAUCACCCACGAGAUCAGCAGCAUGGACACCCUGCACGCCCUCAUCGUCCACAUGUUCCCCCAGAAGCUCACCAUGGGGAUGCUGAAAUCUCCCAACACUGCCAUCCUCAUCAAGGACGAGUCCCGCAACGUCUUCUACGAGCUGGAAGAUGUCCGUGACAUCCAGGACAGAAGCAUCAUUAAAAUCUACCGCAAAGAGCCCCUCUACGCCUCCUUCCCCGCCUCCCACAUCGCCAACGGGGACCUGAGGAGGGAGAUGGUUUACACCUCCAGGGAGUCCUCUCCCACCCGGCGCCUCAACAACAUCUCCCCAGCUUCCCAUUUGGGCUUCCAGCUCCCUCCCCCCCGGGCUCCAUCCUCCUCCCCAUCCCGGUCGCGCAUGUCCUACAGCGGGGGCCGUCCCCCCUCCUACGCCGGCAGCCCCGUCCAGUCACGGGGAGCGUCUCUCCAACCUCCCCCCUCCGGGGUCUCCCCCAGCCCCAGCGCCAUCCUGGAACCGGACGUCAAACCAGACGAGGACCUGGCGGGGAAGAACGUGGUGCUGGUGAAAAACGAGGGCUUGUACGCCGAUCCUUACGGCAUGGUGCACGAGGGCAGGCUCAGCAUCACCUCCACCCAGUCCCUGGCUGGCGGGGACCCUUUUGGCUACUCGGGGGGGCUCUACAAGCGGGGGUCCGUCCGCUCGCUCAGCACCUACUCGGCGGCCGCCCUGCAGUCGGAGCUGGAGGACACUUUGUACAAACCCAACGCCCCCCUCUACACCGACACCUACGGACCCGGCCUGGGCUUCAGGAUCCCGUCCUCCCCUCAGAAGAUGGUGGAGGUGCAGCCGGGCCAGGGACCCCACAGCCCCUACUCGGGACCCCCAGCCGCUCCUCGCACCGUCCGUCAGUCCUUCCGUAAGGAUUCCUGCCUCUCCGUCUUCAUGGAGAGCCCCAUCAACAAACCCCGGAACCCCGGCUCCUCUGCACCCCCAGAGUCUUCCCUGGCCCGGCUGAUCGGCCCCACUCUCAGGGUUUGGGUCCCCUGGACCACCAAGGACACAGAAACGAGGGAGCGGAUGGAGGCCAUGGAGAAGCAGAUUGCCAGCCUGACGGGGCUGGUGCAGAGCGCGCUGCUCCGCGGCUCCGAGGCUGAGACCCCCAGUGAGAAGACAGAGGCCACCAAUGGUGGGACCCCCCCAUCAGCGUGUAACACAGGGGGACAAUCCCUGCCUGGGGGUCCACCCACCAACUACCCCCGGCCCACCUCGGCCCACCAGCACCCCAGCAGGACAGCCACGGCUGUCACCCGCCUGCACAUGCAGCUUCACCUCCACGCUCAGCACAACGCCAGCGACCUCCGCAACCAACUGCAGCAGCUCAAGAAGCUGCAGGUGGGUACCCGAAACCAGGGACGGUGGAGGACGAUGCUGCGGAGGACGGAGACGGAGCUGAGCGUGCGGGUGACAGAGGCAGUGAGGAAGCACCGAGGAACCCCCCUGCAACGCCAGAGGAGUCUGGUGAGGAGGAAGGCUCCGUACCUCAACGAGGAGGAGCUGAUCACCAACAGCUCAAGUGAGAUGGGGCUGGGGCAGGCAGGUGACCUGGAGAAGUCGGUGGAGAAGAUCCAGAAGGAUUUGGCCCACAACCAUCGGCUGAUCCCAGUGCAGGAGCUGGAGGAGAAGGCAGUGGUGCUGAAGCAGCUGGGGGAGACGCUGACAGACCUCAAGGGUGAGGAGGUGACGGGUUUCCCCAGCCUGCAGAGCAAGAUGCGGGUGGUGCUGCGGGUGGAGGUGGAAGCUGUCAAAUUCCUCAAGGAGGAGCCCAACCGCCUGGACGUCCUCAAACGCUGCAAGACGGUGACUGACACCCUGGCCCAGCUCCGCAGACAAGUGGACGAGGGUGUUUGGACCCCCCCCAGCAACCUCAGCCAAUCCCCCAAGAAGGUGGCCCCGGAGGCAGAGUUCAGCAAAGGGCUGGAUCUGGAGAUGCCCCCCAGCCCCCCCGUCAGCCUCCAUCACCUGACGGCUGCCCCGAGCCCCUGGAGCAAUAACCCUUCCCGAGCUCCCGAGAUGGUACCGGCCAAGACCCAAACGGGCCCAGAGACCCCCAGCAAGAAGAGCGUGGACAAAGCUGUGUCUGUGGAGGCUGCCGAGCGGGACUGGGAGGAGAAGCGGGCGGCACUGACCCAGUACAGUGCCAAGGACAUCAACCGCCUGCUGGAGGAGACCCAGGCUGAGCUGAUGAAAGCCAUCCCUGACCUGGAGUUUUGCCAAGCACAAGCAAACCCCGGGCAGCAGCAGCAGCACAGCCUCCACCCCGAGCACAAACCCUCCAAGCCCCAGCACGCGGCCAAGGCGGGGCAAAGGGGACCCAGCGGCCGCCGAGGCUCAGAUGAGCUGACGGUGCCGUACCGGACGGAGAAACCUUCCAAAUCACCACCACCUCCCCCCCCCCGGAGCUUCCCCUCCUCCCACGGGCUGACCACCACCCGCAGUGGGGAGGUCAUUGUCACCAGCAAGAAGGAGCCCGGGUUCAUCAAGAAGGCUGAGUCGGAGGAGCUGGAGACCCAGAAGCCCCAGGUGAAGCUGAGGAGGACGGUGUCUGAGGUGGUGAGGCCUGCAUCCACCCCCCUCAUCGCCUCGGCCAUCAAGGAUGAUGAUGAUGAAGAUCGCAUCAUAGCUGAGCUGGAGGUGACGGUUGGUGGCGUUGCCAUCCCGGCCAUGAAGGUUGUGAACCCCACAUCCCGGCUGAAGCAGAGCCAGCAGGGCAGCCCCGACAAGAGCAAACACCUAAAGCAGAGGAUGGAGUACAUGAGGAUCCAGGGCCAGCAGCAGGCCACCAGACCAUCUAAAGAGGCUCCUGAGACCUCCCCCGUGGUCUCAGACAAACCCACGGCUGGCAGAACAUCCAUCCCCGUACUGACUUCCUUUGGGGCAAGGAAUUCCUCCAUCUCCUUCUGA
This is a messenger RNA of Calypte anna (Anna's hummingbird), 3495 nucleotides long. RefSeq names its product SRC kinase signaling inhibitor 1 (gene SRCIN1). Gene Ontology annotation, biological process: regulation of dendritic spine morphogenesis. The record is from RefSeq and is a predicted model, not a curated record. Gene Ontology annotation, cellular component: cytoplasm; actin cytoskeleton; postsynaptic density. Lineage: Eukaryota; Metazoa; Chordata; Aves; Apodiformes; Trochilidae.